Polistes dominula (European paper wasp) is the source of this 701-nucleotide messenger RNA. RefSeq lists its product as uncharacterized. The record is from RefSeq and is a predicted model, not a curated record. Lineage: Eukaryota; Metazoa; Arthropoda; Insecta; Hymenoptera; Vespidae.
AUGUCGGCUCAGUUCCAAUUACUCGUCCUGAGAGGUGGUGGUUCGGUUUUAGUGCUGGCACCAGCCAUCGUUAUCGUUUCCUCGAUGCAACUUACAUCAUUUUUACCAACGACCAUUCUCAUACAUUACGGACUUUUUUUAUUCUCAUUUACUUCGAGGACCAAAGCCAUUCUUCUCUAUCCCUCCGGUUCUGUUUUUCAGAUCACUUUAGGUGCAUCAGUACCUGUGAGAUCAAAUAAAAGAGGAAGCGUCGUAUUUUCUUCCGGAUUUCAAUACAACUAUUAUUUGCCAUCCAACGUAUCGGAUUUUGAAUCUACGGUCGUCCUUUCAAGACACAUUAGAGAUCUCGAUCUUCGAGAUACCUACACGAGAAUUGAACAUUUUUUAGAAGAAUAUGGUUGGGGAAAUGGAAGAGAAUGCCUUUUAAGAAGUAUUUGCGAACUCGCUGAAAUUCCGCUUCUCAGGAAGGAUGAUGAUGAUGAUGAUAUAAUCGUCGAAACGAUACAUUUCAUUUUAACGCCGUCGGAAGACUUGGCAACCUCGAUUAAUUCCACUCAUCGGAACGUUGAGGAGUUGUACAGGGAUGCUGAAAGAUUGGGCAAAUCUGGCGUUGACUGCACGUUAACGUAUCCCGAUUGCAUCGAAUCACCUCUGAAAUCAUUCACCGAGAUCUUAUUUCCUUAGGGAAACGAGCGAAAGGG